CGGGCAGGGCGAGGGGCUGAGGGCAGGGAGCGGAGCGAGGCGUCUGCUGAGGCGGGGGUGGAUGGCCACAGGGGCGCCGGGGAGCCGAGUCGGGCUUGCGGUCUCGGACCCCCAUGGUCCCCUAACGCAGCCCCKGGGGCCGCUGCGCACCACACUCAGCUCUCGCCGGCCCUGCGUCUUUUGGAGCCUGGGGUCUGAGGUGGGAGUGUGAUGUGAGCUGCUGGACUAGAGGCGGAGAGAAGUGCCAAAAGGAGGAGGUAUUGGGACGGGAGAAGAGAGCGAGUUAGUCAGCAGAGGUCUGCCGAGGGAGUCGAGGAGCGGGCCAGCCCGAGAGCGCCAUGAAAACUACUCUCCAGGAGGGAGAGCGGCAGGCUCGGCGCUCGGUGCCGCGGGGCUGAAGGAAAUCCGGGGCCGCGGCGGGACGGAAGGGGCCCGCGGCGAGCAGGCUGCACAGAGCAGUGGCAUUUUGAAAACUAAGUAGAAGCCCUCGAAUCAACAGUGAGCGCUUUGAAAGAACCCCCAAGUGUAUUUCACAGCACUCUGGGUGGGAAUUGGAUGUGAAAAUGAAGCCAGACCGAGAUACUCUAGAUGAAUAUUUUGAAUAUGAUGCAGAGGAGUUCUUGGUCUCUUUGGCCUUGUUAAUAACAGAAGGUCGAACACCUGAAUGUUCUGUAAAAGGUCGAACGGAAAGUUUCCAUUGCCCUCCAGCACAGUCUUGUUAUCCAGUAACUACAAAACAUGAAUGUAGUGACAAGUUGGCCCAGUGUCGCCAAGCCAGACGAACCAGGUCUGAGGUCACAUUGUUGUGGAAGAAUAAUCUUCCAAUCAUGGUGGAAGUGAUGCUACUACCAGACUGUUGCUACAGUGAUGAUGGGCCUACCACAGAAGGCAUUGACCUAAAUGAUCCUGCAAUUAAGCAAGAUGCAUUACUAUUAGAAAGAUGGAUAUUGGAGCCAGUUCCUCGACAGAAUGGUGAUCGAUUCAUUGAAGAGAAGACUCUUCUGUUGGCUGUCCGCUCGUUUGUGUUUUUUUCUCAGUUAAGUGCAUGGCUGAGUGUUUCUCAUGGUGCUAUUCCACGAAAUAUUCUUUACAGAAUCAGUGCUGCUGAUGUAGACCUUCAGUGGAAUUUUUCACAGACUCCAAUUGAACAUGUGUUUCCUGUUCCCAACGUUUCUCACAAUGUGGCCUUGAAAGUCAGCGUUCARUCUUUACCCAGACAAUCUUAUUACCCAGUUUUGACAUGUAGUAUUCACACUAACAUUGGCCUGUAUGAGAAAAGAAUUCAAGAACAUGAACUUAAAACUCAUCAGCACCGCAAUUCUAAUGAAGCAGAACAAUGUAGUCCAAAGAGUUCACAGCGUCUGUGUAGCAAACCAGCUUGGACCAUGGCUUCUGAAAGUGUAUUACAUGGAAAAAGGGGCACAACUCCAGAGUAUACUGCAGCCAUCAAAAAUGUCAAACUAUAUUCAGGCUCUGGCAAUAAAUCUGACUAUGGGACAUCUCAAGCCAAUAUUUUGGACUUCAGUGGUAUAGGAGAUAUAAAGUCACAUGAGACAUCAGUGAGAACUUUAAAAUCAUUUUCAAUGAUUGAUUCUAGUGUCUCUAGCAACCAGAGUUCCUGGCACACAGUUGGUGAUACUAACCCUUUAAUAGACUCUUUAAUCCAGGAUCGACAAGAAGUUAUUGCAAGAAUUGCUCAGCAUUUGAUUCAUUGUGAUCCAAGCACUUCACAUGUUUCUGGACAUCCAUUUACAAUUCAAGAAUCUAGUUCACUUAAUUCCAAACUUUACCGGGUUUCACAGGAAAAUGAAAAUGUGAGAAAAUGUAAAGAAACUUUCACUGUUUCUUUUGGUAAUCCAGAGUUUACUUGCUCAGAAGGCACCAAUGAGGGGAAAUUGAAUGUAAAAUCAGAAAGUUCCCAAAGUGAAACUUGCAUUUCUAAUGGUCUUUAUUCUCAUCGUUCUGUUGGAGAGAUUAAUCCUUUGAUAGGUUCUUUACUCCAGGAACGACAAGAUGUUAUUGCAAGAAUUGCUCAUCAUUUGGAGCACAUUGAUCCAACAGCAUCACAUAUUCCUCGUCCCUCAUUCAACAUGCAUGAUUCCAAUUUGGUUCCUUCUAAAGUAUUUAGGAGCUUAUAUGAAGACAAAAAUUUGCUAAAGAAAACUAAGGAUGAUUCCUCUUCCAUUUCCAUUUCUCAUACAAAAUUUUCCUUGUUAGGAGACAACAGUGAUGAGAAAAAUUUAAUGCCUAAUAAAUCUUUUAGUUCUUGUAAAGGAAAGUCUUCUUUGAAACCUCAAAUAAGAAAUCAGUGUCAGAACAGUCCUAGYCAAAUCAUCCAAAAUAUAUAUCAAGAGACACAGAACAAAGCUUCUAGUGUAUUGACUUCCUCAAAUAUGUCUCAUUGCAAUGAAAGUAACUUAGAUUUGAAAAGCAGAUUGGAAAAUACACUUUCUGAGUCUCAAUUUAAGGAGCAAGAAAUUAGCAAUGGAAUUGAUAAACAGUAUUCAGAAUGUAACAGUAUUGACAAACAUAUUUGCACAAGUAAGUGCAAAGAAAAAAUAAUAAAAAAUGAAAAUUGUAAUCCAGAAUCCUUUGACAAUCUCCAGUAUGAUAAUUCAAAGACAAGUGACUCAAAGUUAAAAGUUACUAUGUUGGAAAUGUCUGAAUAUCUGAAUAAGUAUGAAAAUAAUUGUUCAGAUAAAGACUCAAAAAGACCAAAGACAUGUGAACAAAAUACUCGACUUAAUAGCAUAGAAAAUUAUCUCAAUAAAGAUGAUGAAGGAUUUAAAUGCAAAAAGAUAAACCAAUUAAAAAAUAAGGAUAAGAAAGAUUCAACUGAUGAAAAACCUCAAAAUUGUUCUCAAAGAAAGAGUAUAAAAGACUGUUUGUCUACAUGUGAACGACUAAAAAAUACAGAAGUAUUGAGGACCACACUGAAACAUUCAAGUGUCUGGCGAAAACAUAAUUUCCAUUCCUUGGAUGGAACCUCAACCAGAGCCUUUCAUCCUCGAACUGGAUUGCCUCUUCUUUCAAGUCCUGUUCCUCAAAGAAAGACACAAUCGGGUUGCUUUGAUCUGGAUUCUUCAUUAUUGCAUCUGAAAAGCUUAUCAUCUAGAAGUACUCGGCCAUGUUUAAACAUUGAAGAUGAUCCAGAUAUUCAUGAAAAACCUUUUUUGAGUUCUAGUGCUCCACCUAUAACAAGUCUUAGUCUUCUAGGAAAUUUUGAGGAAUCUGUGUUGAACUAUCGUUUAGACCCUCUUGGUAUUGUUGAUGGCUUUACUGCUGAGGUAGGGGCAAGUGGUAUUUUUUGCCCCACACAUUUGACUCUUCCAGUUGAAGUGUCAUUCUACAGUGUUUCAGAUGAUAAUGCUCCUUCUCCUUAUAUGGGUGUGAUUACUUUAGAGUCCCUUGGUAAAAGGGGUUAUCGAGUACCUCCUUCAGGAACAAUACAAGUGACCUUAUUUAAUCCUAAUAAGACUGUGGUGAAGAUGUUUGUUGUGAUAUAUGACUUGCGAGAUAUGCCAGCCAAUCAUCAGACAUUCCUACGACAAAGAACUUUUUCUGUACCUGUUAAACAAGACAUGAAGAGAAGUAUUAAUAAAGAGAACAUCCGACAUACGGAAGAACGGUUAUUACGCUACCUCAUACAUUUGAGGUUCCAGAGUUCUAAAUCUGGAAAGAUCUACCUCCAUAGAGAUGUACGGCUCCUGUUCUCUAGAAAGUCAAUGGAGGUUGACAGCGGUGCUGCAUAUGAACUCAAAUCUUACACUGAAUCGCCAACAAACCCUCAAUUUUCACCAAGAUGUUGAUAAGGAGUGAUAUAUUUUAAAUAUACGCUCGGUAUCCAAGUUUGAAAGUAAUUAGUAGCAUAGAAUGGUGUGUACCAAAUUAACAAUCAGGAGAGUGUAUCCUUUCCUAUUAUCCUGGACCAGUUUUUAUUAAAGAAUUCCUGAAAAUGAGAUCUAUAUAUUCCAAGUAGACUGGAAACACUCAUGUCCUAAUCUUUUUUGUACUGUUGAAACCACUUCAUUGGACAUGUUGCAAUAGCAAAAUCCCCAGUUAGAUUAGUGUUUACACAUUUUAUUUAAUAUUUAAUGUUUUCCUUAAUGCUCAAGUGAUGUUUGUCUCUAGUGUUCUAAAGUAGCACAAAUCCUAUGUAAAAUCAUACUAUGUAUUUUUGACAUUAAUGUUGAAAUCUGAAAUAUAUGCACAAGUCUUUAAUUUUGUGUGAUGUGUUUUAAGUGCUAUUCAUUUAAACUAUUGAAAAUGAGAAUGAAAUGUUGAGCUUCUUUAAGAUUAAUGCACUAUGCAAGCAUGUGUACUUUUUAUAUCUCUCAAGUUGAGUUUUUACAAUACCCCAUCCAGGUUGCUUGUCUCACUUAGUAGUCCUGUAACAUGCUGUGUUGGCAGUGCAGUGAGGAUUAAGCUGCUUCCCAUUCCCCUUGCAAGUUCAGAUCAUCAUGCCCAUUCAUAUUCCUUAUCCCCCAAACGGUUCUAUUUUUCCUUAAUCAGUAUACUAUAGAGGCUUUACAUUAAAUUGCUCUCCCAGGCUAGAUAAUUUUUUCAAAUUGUUAAUAAGUACUUUGAAAACAAAUUUAGUAUUUAUAUUGUAAAUAUAUGCAAAAAAAACCUAAAAAA
This is a messenger RNA of Urocitellus parryii (Arctic ground squirrel), 4638 nucleotides long. RefSeq names its product atos homolog A (gene Atosa). The record is from RefSeq and is a predicted model, not a curated record. Lineage: Eukaryota; Metazoa; Chordata; Mammalia; Rodentia; Sciuridae.